AAGCAGUGGGAUCAACAUGCAGAUUAGCCAUCUGACCAUUUCACAUAUCGCCUUAUUUGAAUCUCAUUUUCAACGCUCAGGUUUAAUGUAGAUCAGGUUUUUCUGAAGAGGCUUUUUUUACCGAAUAAGGAGCUCGAGAAGUUUCAAUGAAAAUCUGGUCGUAUAGCUUGUGCAAGACUUACAGUUUGAUACUGAUUUGUAGUCAACGAUUAAACCAUCUGUUUGCGGUUUAAUGGACUCCAGUGAUCCAAUUGCAUGGUUUCAACAAAAAAUUGGUCGUUAUGAUAAAGCAUUGUGGGAACGAACUAUUGAGCAAAAAGAAAUUAAAGUUUUAGAGGAUUUGAACUGUGCCCCCCGGAAAAGUGGCAACCUAAAACCUGAGCUUAUUGAUAUUGAUUUGAUACGAGGCUCAACAUUUUCAAAAGCCAAACCAGUUCAUGGAUGGUUUGUCGUACUUCAAAAAGGUCUUUUACGUGUUUUGUUUUAUCCAUUUUACUACAAGUGGUGGAGAAGUGUUGUGCCAUCUUCAGUCUGCUUGUUUUUUCUGUUAUUGUACAUUACACAAGUCUUGGCUGUUAUCUUCUAUACAACAUACUCAGAUAAAAUGAAGCUUAUAUACCCAACAGAAGCCUUUGGACCUGUUCUCAUUAUGUUUGUACUUGGUGUACUUCAUACUCAGGUUGUUUCAACAACUGUAUCCAAUAUUGAUGGCAUUUCGUUGCGAUCUGGUAGACACAGAAAAUCUUGGCGUAAAAAGUCCAAAGCGCAACGUUCCCGAAACGAUCUCGACAGCUCGAUUGAAGACUUGACGCACAAAACACAUCGGGAUGGGGUUAGAAAAAGAGUUCGAAAGAAAGAAAGUUCUGAAAAGAUGACACCAAUUCUCGUCACAACAAAACGUACCUCAUCUACUGCCGAUCCGAGUGCUACAGAUGUCAGUGAUGAUGAAGGAGAACAUGAUGACGUUUAUCAGGAAAAGUCGCAUAGUGAAGGAACAGAGGCUGAACGCUCGGAGAGGACUGAAGAAGAGUUUUUUGAGAACAACGAAUCGAGUUCGUCUGGUACAUCUUACAGUGAUAAUGAAUCAGUCACUUCAAAUUUUGAUGAAGAAGACCCAUUUAAAUGGGACAAGAACGGAAUUCUAAAUGAAGUAACGGUUGGUGCACCAACUGGAGAAAUGGUUGGUGCAUCAAUAUGGGAAGGUCGACAGUUUAAACGAGUGGAGUUAACGCUUCUAGAUAUGAGUUCUGCUAUCAUAAACAAAAUGAAUGAUUUUAAACCCAACUCUGGUUAUCUUCAUUUUGCUGUCGUUGUUUCCUUGUGUGAAGCAUUUGCACCUUCAUUGUUUCGUCUCUACGACAGUGACGUUAGUUCAGAAUGGACUUCUAUAGACGGUUUGUACAAUAUUUACUUCCGCUGCUUCGGCGAUAAUUUCAAAAGCUCUUUAGUGAUUUGGAUUAGUCUUGUUCAAAGUGGUGCAUCAACCUUCUGCUUUCUCUUUCUUCUUUGCGUCGCUGAAAGAACAUUACGUCAGCGGUUACUAUGCGCCAAAUUGUUUGGGACUAUUACGUCGUCACGUCGAGCCCGUCGUCAUGGGUUACCGCAUUUUCGACUGCACAAAGUAAAGAACAUCAAAAUGUGGCUUUGUCUACGAUCUUUGUUGAAAAGACGUGGUCCGCAACGUUCUGUCAGCGUCAUUAUAUCAACAACAUUUGUUCUCAGCGUCUGUUUGGUUGUUAUCACAUGCUUACAGCUUCUCAAAGUCACGGAAAAAGAAAGAUUUUUAUCAAAGUUAUUUAACGUGGAGUUUUUCAUGUGGUCGCUCGUCUUGUGUAUUUAUCAAUUACGUUUUGUAACGUUGGGCUCAAAGAUAAACCGAAAAUUUCGUAACAACAGCGUCCUCAUGACAGAGCAGCUAAAUUUAUAUUUACAAAUGGAGAAAAAUCCUGGAAAAAAGGACGAACUUAUGAUUGCGAAUAAUGUGUUGAAACUUGCAUCGAAAUUAUUAAAGGAUUUAGAAAGUCCAUACAAGAUAUCUGGCUUGGCCACUAAUCCGUUGUUAUACAACAUCACCAGAGUAGUUGUCUUAUCCUUGAUCUCAGGUGUUAUGUCUGAUCUGUUAGGAUUUCGAUUAAAGGUAUGGAAAAUUAAAGCGUGAAAGUAUUUUUCUAUCAAACUGCAGGUAGGAUUUAAACUCAAAAAUUGUUAUAUAAGAAAAUGUUGAAAUUUAACAAAACUUUAAAUAAUAUAUAAAUAUAACUUAUAAUAUAUAUUAUGCAGCAAAAUAUGAAACAUUGCGACUUUUUGAUUUUUUUCUGAAGGUUUUACUUCAGUCGUGAUUCAUAUGAUAUUUGCGUUUAUUUUGUUUAUUGCUGUAGUUAUAAAACACAAAAAUUUUUUAUAAAAAUUA
Xenia sp. Carnegie-2017 is the source of this 2410-nucleotide messenger RNA. Its product is annotated as protein PHTF1-like. Gene Ontology annotation, cellular component: endoplasmic reticulum. The transcript has 20 exons. Lineage: Eukaryota; Metazoa; Cnidaria; Anthozoa; Malacalcyonacea; Xeniidae. The coding region runs from base 233 to 2158 and encodes 641 amino acids. The record is from RefSeq and is a predicted model, not a curated record.